Molecule: messenger RNA, 3656 nt
Organism: Cinara cedri
Lineage: Eukaryota; Metazoa; Arthropoda; Insecta; Hemiptera; Aphididae
Source: the annotation of a GenBank genome assembly
CUUUCGAAUGCCAGUCAUUUAAAUCCAUUUAUACUGUUCAUAUUUUAAACUGUUAUAAAUAUAUUAGCCAUAAAUUUAAAUCAAAAUGAAAUAUUCAAAUGCCGAAAAACCGCCAGAAGAUAAUAAGAAUUUUCAAAUGCCCAACGACCCGGUAAAAGUAUUUGGAUCGUUGAUUUUGUUGGUUUUAAUUUUGUUGCCGAAUUACAUAUGGGCCGGAAUUCAAUGUCUGCUUGCGAGACGGAAAAAAGUUAACGGACAAGUGAUACUGGUAAGAUUAACAAUUUAUUAUUUUUGAUAGACGUUAAUAACGAGUGUACGAAUAAAAUCCAUCUAAAUCCAUAUUCUAUAUUUGUAACGACUCUAAAAUGUUUGGAAGAGCGCAAUGCAAAUUUUUAUGGUUUGUACUUUCACUCUUAAAAUUCAUUGUCCUCUUGGUGAUUUUGCCUCCUUAUCAGACCGUAAACAAGUUUAAUUUCAUUUUCCUAAAUUUACUUUAAGUUACUUUGCUUAAUUAAUUUUAGAGUUCCAGACAAGAAUAACUAUACUUCCAUCUCUUCCUCAAAUUGUCUCCAAAAUUCUACUUUAAUUCGCGUCAUGCGGCACAUUGAUGAGGAUUCUCGCUUUUCAAAUAUCAUUGUGUAUGUAUUAUUUAGUUUUAGUUUUAGUUUGAAUUUUUAAACAUCAUAUUCUCGUACUUAUUUUUAGGCUUAGACCUGUUUGGCAAUAAAAUAAAUAUAUAAAAUAGCACGAAAAAAAAAAUGUACGAUCUCGCGAUGUUUAUGGUGAUAGAUCACCGGAACUGCCAGAGGACUCGGCCGUGAACUCGCGUUGGCCUUUCACAGACUGGGCGCGAAAAUCGUUUGCGUGGACCGCGAUGGAGACGGUAAUGCGGUGACGGCAGAAAUGAUUCGUGGGGACGGCGGCACGGUAAAGGCUUUCACGUUAGACAUCACCGACCGGGAAAAAAUCAGAUCGAUGCAUGAGUCGGUGAAAACAGAUUUCGGUCCUAUCGAUAUACUGGUGAAUAACGCGGCCGUGGUUCGGGAAAACAUUUACGUCAAUCCAAAAUCUGAUAAGUUGAUAAAAGAAAUAAUCGAUAUCAACUUGUUGGCACAGUUUUGGGCGAGUAUAUUAUAAUAUUAUAAAGACGACCUAUAGUUUUUCGUUUUGAAUUUAACUCGUUUACGGGGUUUUUUUUUUUUUUUUUUUUUUUGUACAGAUGAACAAAGAAAUACUUCCGUCGAUGUUGGACAGGAAUAGCGGACAGAUUGUGGCGAUUUCGUCGCUGAUAUCUCUGAUCGGCACCCAUUCCCUUUCCGCUUACGUGGCUUCCAAAUGGGGCGUUACAGGUACACACAUACAUUUUAUCAAAUUAUACCUAGGGUAAAUGUUAUGAUGUAGCGAUAACGUUGUCGUUAAACAUUCAUUUUAGAACUAUUCGUUUCUUAAGUUGUCAAAACAAGAAUGUCAAAAAUAGUCAACAUUUUCGAAAUAAUGAGUGUUUAAUCGAGAAUCACCCGGUAUUACCAGAGAGUUAUAAUUUGGUUCAGUUAAAAUUUUUCUGCCUCGCUUUUUUAAUUAAAACAUUACGACAUUUUCCACUGGCCAUUGAUUGUUUUAACGAGGGUGAGGGGGAGAUGGGGUGAGAUUUACCAACACGAAAUUAGUUGUAUUUUCAUAGUUAUAGUAAACUUUUUUAUCUGUUCGGAUACAUAAAGUUGGUUUACGCAUAUAUUUAUUCAUUAUUGAAGGUAUGAUGGAAUCUUUGGAUCAAGAACUGAAUAUGUUGCAUUCUAAAGUCGUCUUAACCACCGCGUGCCCGUACUUUAUGGAUUCAAAUACCGAAAUCACUAAAAACAUAAAUAUCAGGUUUGUAUAAAUAUAGUACCUACUCAAUAUUCAGACCAAAAGUUUUAAGUUUAACUACGAGAAACCUAUAUAUUAUAUUAUUGAGAUAUGUUUACCGGAUGUAAAUUAAGCAGCGCAGAAACAGCUGCAAAUAUUGCUAAAGUUACACGCUUUGAACGUGAUGAAUAUAUUAUUAUUAUUUCACCACAGUUCUAUAGAAUACUUGAAGCUAUCGAAAUGUAUAUAUUACCAUGUUUAUUAAUUGUAUGCAACAAUUAAUCAUUGCUAACGAAAAUCCAUUCUGAGUGGAGUACGGUUAUACAUGCUUUGAAAGGCCGUAAUAUGGAUGAUUGGAAAAUAAUACAUUUCGUAAAUUGUCUCGCUUUUCCUACGUUUCUUCUCGGGUUUUACCUUUUGUUAUAAAAACCCAAAAGAAAAUCAAAAAAUGACUUCCCUAAAGUAUUAUUCCAAUCAGAAAUUUCCUUUCAGAACAAAUGUUACACUUGAAAAUUGGAGCAAAAUUUCUGAUAAAAAUAAUUGUCCACAGUAAACAAAAUAAACAUCAUUGUAAAACCAAUUAUAUUUCCCGCUUCACUCAGAAUCUAAAAAAUUAAAUAAACAAUAAUAGUUCUUAAAAAUAUUUUUAUCCCAUGUCAUGACAGAAUCAUUUGACUGCCAUCACUGUUACGAUAUAAUUGAAAUAGGAAUUGUACUGUACUGAGUAUCUAUUAUUUAUGUAUUAAGAAUUCAACGAGGCUAGCCUUUUUAUAAUAUAGAGUGUGAUAUAAUGACCAAUUGUGUGUAAAAGAAAAAAAAAACAUAGAAAAAAAGAGAAAAAUAUUAUAUAUAAAAAUAGUAUAAGAAAGUAUAUAAAUUUAUAAAUGUAUAGUUGAUAGAUAGAAAUUAAUCUCCAAUAAGAAACAAGCAAAACAAACAAAAAUACAAAGAAAUAUAUAUGUAUAUAUAAGAAAAUAUUAAAGAAAACAUUGAUAUACUAGGACUAAUUAAAUUUAUAUUGCUUUUCUAAAAAAAUAAAAUAAACUUAAAUCUAAAAAUAUCACGAGUUGUAUUAAAGAAAUCUAUGGCAGUGGAAACUGAAUUGGCUAGUUUCAGAGCUUUAACAAAAAAGGAGUCAUUACCCGAUUUGGACUAAAAGUAUGAAAAAGAUCAUGAUUUUUCGAACAGUAGGAGGGAUUUUAUUCCAUAAGCAUCAUAUUGCGCAUAGUAUAUGAUACUCUAAAAACAAUUUAUGUAUAGAGGUACUCGUUUUUAGAUUCGGUAUAUUGCCCGUCUUUAAUUUAUAAGUAUAAUUCACUUAAAAUGAAAACGUUAUAUGAUUUUAUUGAUUCAAGUUUCCCAGCGAUUCCCCUUCGAAUAUGCUGCGAUAAAAUAGUGGACGGAAUAUUGAAGAACAGAAAAGUGUUCACGGUGCCUAGCUAUUUGUAUCUACUGAUUAUGUUUUACAAGUAAGGAAUUGAUGAACUGCACCCGAUCGCAAUGUUACAGUUGUACCAUAAAUUUAUCCAUUUAUCAUCUAAGAUGUAACUUAUAUGCAAUGCAUUUGAAAGAGCAAGCCUACACAUACGAACAACUAUUGUAAAUAAUAAAUUAAUGUACGCGAAAUUAUGUUUACAGGAUUUUACCGAGUAAUCUACAGUAUUACACGCAAGAUUUAUUCGGCGGUUCGUAUAGAUAUGGUAAAAGUGACUAUGAGAUAUUGAAGAAAUACCAGAGAGAAUAAUGUUGGUGAUAUUAUCAUUAAUGUUGCGCCGACGAAGAAUUAUAAUAUUAUUAUGUUAACAGGUGUA